AUUGGUAUGACCGAGGUUGAAGAGGUGGAGUACGAGGAUUCUAACCAGCGUAAGCGGAUUAGGAAGGUUGGUGAGAUCAGUGUCAUCGCCAACAACAUGGAGAAAUAUAUUUCAUUCAAGUGGCGUCAGUACCGCUUCAUUGACUCCAUGGCCUUCUUGAACUCCUCUCUUGACUCGUUGGUGAGCAACACCCCGGAAGAUGCCUUCAAGCUUACUCGUACAUUAGCCCAUCAUGACCUUCUCCGGCGUAAGGGUGUCUACCCCUACGAGUACAUGGACUCCUUUGCUCGGUUUGAUGAGACACAGCUGCCACCUAAAUCAGCAUUUGAGUCUAGUUUGACUGGAGAAGGUAUCAGUGAUGCCGACUAUGCCCAUGCUCAGAACGUAUGGCAGACAUUUGAGUGCAGUACAAUGGAGGCCUAUCAUGACCUCUAUUUGCAAACAGAUGUCUAUCUUCUAGCAGAUGUCUUUGAGCAUUUCCGCAAGACGGCAUACAAGACGUAUGGGUUGGAUCCAGCUCAUUACCUUACUCUCCCAGGAUAUGCAUGGGAUGCUCUACUACGGUUCACCCAGAUUGAACUGCAGCUGCUCACGGAUGUAGACAUGCAUCUGUUUGUCGAAGCCGGUCUACGUGGGGGCAUCUCAAUGGCGUCGCAGCGGUACGGCAAGGCCAACAACCCAACGAUGGGUCAGUACAAUCCUGCCGAGCCCACAUCAUACCUGCUAUACCUUGAUGCCAACAACCUGUAUGGCUGGGCUAUGUGCCAAAGUAUGCCGACAUCUGAGUUUGCCUGGUGUGACAAGAACCUGUCCGAGAUACUGGCACACCCUGUAGAUUCGAGCACUGGGUUCAUUGUGGAGUGUGAUCUUGAGGUACCCUCUUCGCUUCACCACUACUUCAAUGAUUAUCCACUCGCACCGGAAGUGAUGAGAACAUUCUCAGAUAAGCUAUCACCAUACCAACAAGCACUUGUGGAGGAGCUCAAAGUGUCAGCCGUAGAUGGAGUCAAGUUGACACCCAGUCUCCUACCCAAGUCCAAGUAUGUGUUACACUACCGUACACUGCAGCUGUAUUCGCGUCUGGGCAUGGUGGUGACCGCUGUUCACAAGGUGUUGGGAUUUCAGCAGAGUGCCUGGAUGGCUCCCUACAUCAAUCUGAACACUGCACUUCGCACGAGGGCUACAACCGACUUUGAGAAGAGCUUUUACAAGCUGAUGAACAACUCAGUCUUUGGCAAGACGAUGGAGAACGUUCGUAAUCGAACACGCAUCGAUCUCUUGCGAGAAGAAAGUGAGGAGCAGGUACUGAGGGCAGUGAGCAAGCCUACAUAUGUGCGGCAUGACAUUUUCCCGAACGGGCUUGUCGGAAUAGAAAAGCAGUACACUGAGAUCAAGCUCAACAAGCCGGUCUAUGUGGGUAUGUCGAUACUAGACCUGUCAAAGGUACACAUGUACUCCUUCUACUACGAUGUGCUGAAGGAGCAGUAUGGUAGCAGAAUCCGGCUGUUGUACACCGACACCGACUCUGUUAUUGUGCACAUCACCACCGGUGAUGUUUAUGCAGAGAUGGAUCUGUCUCUGUAUGACACCAGCAACUUUCCCACUGACCAUCCUCAGUACACUUCUGCCAAUAAGAAAGUGGUUGGCAAAUUCAAAGAUGAGCUUGGUGGGAAAUCCAUGGUGGAGUUUGUAGGUCUAAGAUCGAAGAUGUACUCCUACAUCGGACAGGAAUCGGCCAAACGGGCCAAGGGUGUGCGAAAGGCAGUCCUGGCAAAUACCAUCACCCACAAGGACUAUGUAGAUGCACUGCUCAGUCAUCGUGUGUCUUCCAGGCCUAUGACGGGUCUCCGAUCACAUUGCCACACAGUGUAUGAGGAGGUAACCACCAAGGUGGCAUUGUCUCCAUUCGACUGCAAGCGGUACAUACUGGAUGAUGGCAUGGCCACACUUGCAUAUGGUCACAAGGACAUUUAAUGGACAGGACCCCACAUUGAACAUGUUUCAUCAUUUUCAUACAAAAACUCCCCGCCGUUCUUCUGUCAUUAAUUCCUCCUAUCUUGGCAUGUCGGGCCGGCUCCAACAAUAUACAUUUUUUGUUAAAUAUUUCAGGCUUGUGCCUCAAUCAUAUUGCAGGAUAUAGUGCAUCGUGCGGUAUAAUAAUCUUCAUUGUAUCAUCAAAUAUUACCCUACACACUUUGGGUUGCAGUGUGUGCACAGCAUAGUCCAUAUAUCAUCAAAUUGAUCAAGUUCAGUAUCUGCGGGCAUAUAUUUCCCCAGCUUGAGAAAAUGCUUAUAUACUUGCGUAAAUUUAUGCUCACAAUGAUUACAUU
Messenger RNA from Sycon ciliatum, 2330 nucleotides. RefSeq lists its product as uncharacterized. NCBI's taxonomy places the organism in Eukaryota, Metazoa, Porifera, Calcarea, Leucosolenida, Sycettidae. The record is from RefSeq and is a predicted model, not a curated record. Gene Ontology annotation, biological process: DNA replication. The coding region runs from base 7 to 1974 and encodes 655 amino acids. Gene Ontology annotation, molecular function: DNA-directed DNA polymerase activity; DNA binding; nucleotide binding. The transcript is spliced from 4 exons.